Molecule: messenger RNA, 658 nt
Organism: Cynara cardunculus var. scolymus (artichoke)
Lineage: Eukaryota; Viridiplantae; Streptophyta; Magnoliopsida; Asterales; Asteraceae
Exons: 1
Coding region: 1-477 (158 amino acids)
Source: RefSeq, a predicted model, not a curated record
AUGGCAACAACCACCACCCACCACCAUCACCACCACCGUCGGAGACCAAACUCCACCAUCAACCCCAUCGAUUACGGUGGCGAUAGUGGCCUCGAGAUCAACAAAUCCGAUGUCCGGAACAAAAACGACGACGAUGAUAAUGAUAACGACGACCACCGCAAAAAGCCCACCUCGGUGGAAUCGUCAACAAAGUCGCGACAUCAAAAAGAAUUGGUCGGGAAGUCGUUGCCGGUCGACAUACCGGACUGGUCGAAGAUAUCGAGGAUGGAUGGAUGCAUUUACAAGCAUCAUGAUGAUGGUUAUGAUGAUGAUGGUGAUGAUGAUGAUGAUGAAUGGUUGCCUCCUCAUGAGUAUUUAGCAAGAACUAGAAUGGCUUCAUUGUCUGUGCAUGAAGGUAUUGGAAGAACACUUAAAGGAAGAGAUUUGAGUAGGGUUAGAAAUGCUAUAUGGAAGCAAACUGGUUUUGAACAAGAUUAAUUACUCAUACAGUUUUUUGAUAUGACUUGUUUUUGAGGAUUAUAUCAGUAAAAAUAUUAUUAAAUGGUGUUUUAAGACAUGUAUUUAGACAAUUCAACCUUAAAAUCUGUGUACCGAUCAUUUUUGUUUUUAAAAAUAAUGUACAAUUAGGGUUGAGAAUCAUAUAAUAAGCGAUUGUAUU